AUGGAGAGUUUGAAAAGUGAUGGCUGCUGCGUGGACCAGGGUGGAGACUUGGAUCACCUUUGGGAAGGGAACGCAGAGUGUCAUGGCAAUGCUCCUAGUAGGUCAGAGGGACCUAGUAAAGUGUGCCGAAGAGUGGUUUUCCUGCUCAACACGUGGUCGGGGUUGCUGGGCAUUGUGAACACAGGUGAAGGAGAGAGGCAGUGAUCUGGCAGAUACACGGACAAGCCUUCCGUGGGAUGAUGGGACAAGUGAUAGCUGAGGACAUGGGGGUUGUUUGUUUGUUUGUUUGUUUAAGUAGGCUCCAUUCCCAGUGUGGAGCCCAACACGAGUCUUGAACUCAGGACUAUGAGAUGGAGACCUGUGUUGAGAUGAAGAGUUAGAUGCUGAACCCAUUUAGCCACCCAGGUGGCCAAUCCUGCGAGUAUUUGAGAGGCUGGAGCUGCUCUCUCUUCAGUGUUCUAGGACUUCACCAGAAUUUUGUGUGUGGUGUGACCUUUGAGGACGUGGCCGUGUACUUCUCCUGGAAGGAGUGGAGGCUUCUUGAUGAGGCUCAGAGACGGCUGUACCACCAUGUGAUGCUGGAGAACUUUGCACUUGUGUCGUCACUGGGUUGCUGCUGUGGAGCAGAGGAUGAGGAGGCCCCCUUUGCACAGAGCGCUUCUGUAGGCGUGUCCCAGACCGGGACGCCCAGGGCCGCUCCGUCUUCCCGGAAGACCCACCCCUGUGAGAUGUGUGGUCCCGUCUUGAGAGACAUUUUCCACUUGGCUGAGCUCCAGGGGAAAGAAAACGGCCAGAAACGGUUGAGGUGUGGGGCCUGCGGGAAACGAUUUUCUUUCGGUGUGAAGUUGGAGCAGCAGCAGCAGCAGCAGGAGCAGCCCGCGGGAGCAAAACCAUUCAGAAGCCGUGUGGGCAGGGCCUCUGCUGUCAAGAGCUGGGGAUCCGGUGGUUCGGGAAAGCCCUUUACCUGUGGAGAGGUUGAGAAGGGCUUGCUGUCUGGCUCGGGGCAUCUGGGGCAAGAGGCCACUCGUACUGGGGAGAAGCCACACACGAUCCCCCAGUGUAGGACAGUGUUACAACGCGGAAGCAGUCAUGGCACUUGGGGCGGAUGCAAGAACGCCUUUGGUCCCAAACACACGGAUACUCGGGAGCAGGGUAUCCACCUUGGUAGAGAGUCCUUUGUGUGCAGUGAAUGUGGGAAAACAUUCAGGUACAAAUCCUUAUUUGCCAUACACCAGAGAUACCAUACUGGAGCACGACAUCAUGAGUUUGGUCCAUGUGGAAAAUCCCUUGGGCAACAACCAACCCUGAAUGAACAUGGGAAGACUCAGGGUGGGUCCAGGCAGUACAUGUGCAGCAAAUGUGGGAAAUCCUUAGGUGGCAAAUCUGUCCCCCUUCAUAUCCAGAGAUGGCACAGUGGAGGAAUGAGUUAUGUUUGUAGCGAGUGUGCAGAAUCCCUUAGUGGGAGCUCAUUGUCGAUUAGUCAUAGGGUUCAGUCUGGAGAACGGUUAUAUAAGUGUCGUUGCUGUGCAAAAUCUUUUCCGUCUAUGUCUGCGCUCUCAUAUCAUCAGAGAUCUCACACGGGGGAAAGACAGUAUGAGUGCAGUCAUUGUGGGAAAUGUUUUACCAGUAGUUCGGUCCUCCAUUACCACCAGAGACUUCACAUUGGAGAAAGGCCUUGUGAGUGCGGUGAACGUGGCCAGUCCUUUCUCCAAAGAAAUAGCCUCAGUAUACACAUAAAUGUUCAUUCAGGUGAAAGGCCUUUCAAAUGUAAUGAAUGUGGGAAAUCGUUGAAGUGUAAGUCAGCAUUCAUUAAACACCAGAGAAUUCACACAGGAGAAAGGCCUUAUGAGUGCAGUGAAUGUGGCAAGUCCUUUCUACGAAGAAAUACUCUGAAUGUACACAUAAAGGUUCAUUCAGGGGAAAGACCUUAUAAUUGUAAUGAAUGUGGGAAAUCAUUUAAAUUUAAGUCAACCUUCAUUAAACACCGGAGUAUUCACACAGGAGAAAGGCCUUAUGCUUGCAGUGAAUGUGGGAAAUCUUUUAUCUCUAGGACUGACCUACGGUAUCAUCAGAGAAUUCACACAGGAGAGAGACCUUAUCAGUGCACAGAAUGUGGCAAGUCCUUUGUCCGAAGAAAUAUCCUCAAAGUACACAGAAAGGUUCACUCAGGUGAAAGGCCUUAUAAGUGUAAUGAAUGUGGGAAAUCUUUGAAGUGUAAGUCAUCAUUGAUUAAACACCAGAGAAUUCACACAGGAGAGAGGCCUUAUGAGUGCAGUGAAUGCGGGAAAUCUUUCAUCACUAGUUCUGUGCUUCAUUCUCACCAGAGAGUUCACACUGGAGAAAGGCCUUAUGAAUGCAGUGACUGUGGGAAAACUUUUACCACUAGUUCUGUCCUCCGUGAUCACCAGAGACUUCAUACUGGAGAAAGGCCUUAUGAGUGCAGUGAAUGUGGAAAAACUUUUACCACAAGUUCUGCCCUUCAUUAUCACCACAGAGUCCACACUGGAGAAAGACCUUAUAAGUGCACUGAAUGUGGCAAGACCUUUGUCCGAAGAAAUAGCCUGAGUGUGCACCUAAAAGUUCACUCAGGUGAAAAGCCUUAUAAGUGUAAUGAAUGUGGGAAAUCAUUGAAGUGUAAGUCAACAUUCAUUCAACACCAGAGAAUUCACACAGGAGAAAGGCCUUAUGAGUGCAGUGAAUGUGGGAAAUCUUUUUCAGCUACUUCUGUCCUUCGUUCUCACCAGAGAAUACACACAGGAGAAAGGCCUUAUGAGUGCAGUGAAUGUGAAAAAUCUUUUACCUCUAGUUCUGCCCUCCGUUCUCACCAAAGAGUGCACACUGGAGAAAGGCCCUAUGAGUGCCAUGAGUGUGGCAAGUUCUUUCUCCACAGAAAUAGCCUCAAUGUUCACAUCAAGGUUCACUCAGGUGAAAGACCCUAUAAAUGUAAUGAAUGUGGGAAAUCUUUGAACUAUAAGUCAACGUUCAUUCAACACCAGAGAAUUCACACGGGAGAAAAACCUUAUCUGUGCAGUGAAUGUGGGAAAUCUUUUAGUCAUAGCUGUGCCCUCCGGUAUCAUCGUCAGAGUCACCUUGGAAUAAGUCCCUAUGAUUGUAGUGAAUGUGGGAAAUCUUUUACCUCUAGUUCUGUCCUCCGUGAUCACCAGAGACUUCACACUGGAGAAAGGCCUUAUGAGUGCAGUCAGUGUGGGAAAUCUUUCACUGCUCGUUCUGUCCUCCGUUCUCACCAGAGAGUUCACUCUCGGGAAAGGCCUUAUGAGUGCAGUGAAUGUGGCAAGUCCUUUGUCAGAAGAAAUAGCCUCAAUGUACACAUAAGAGUUCACUCAGGUGAAAAACCUUAUAAGUGUAGUGAAUGUGGGAAAUCUUGGAAGUGUAAGUCGACAUUCAUAAAACACCAGAGAAUUCAUAUAGGAGAAAAGUCUUUUGCUUGCAGCGAAUGUGGGAAAUCUUUUAUGAGUCAUGGUGCUCUUAGUCAUCAUCACAGAGUUCACAGUAGCAACAGGCCUUAGGGGUGCUGGUGUUGUGGGGAAUCUUUUUGUUAAAUCUUUAGUCUCCUUCAACCCGAGGAAGUACACAAGAAAUAGAGUCCUUAUGGGCAAUAUUAUGAACUGAAUGUUUAUGUUCACAAAAACUGGUGUGUUCAACCCCUAUCCUCUAAUGCACUAGGUUUAGCAUGUGAUGUCUUGGGAGAUAAUUCAAAGAUAACGUUUCAUGAAAAUCUGAAUUAGCCCUGAAGCAAGGCUUCAUUGAGUAGGUGGAUGACACAAUUCCUUUAGCCGGUUAUCUGUAUUCAUUCCACACUUGAGAUUUCACACUGCAGAAAGAGUUAAAAAUAGCAUAAAAGGUAAC
Molecule: messenger RNA, 3867 nt
Organism: Lontra canadensis (Northern American river otter)
Lineage: Eukaryota; Metazoa; Chordata; Mammalia; Carnivora; Mustelidae
Product: zinc finger protein 585A-like
Exons: 3
Coding region: 381-3527 (1048 amino acids)
Biological process (GO): regulation of DNA-templated transcription
Source: RefSeq, a predicted model, not a curated record